UAUAGCAUGCCCACCCCUAUGCAUGCAUAACACUAGGUGUAUAAAUUAAGUCCUUUUCCAUGCACAAAGUAAUAAAAAGACAAAAAAUCAAUAAUUGAUCUUCUUCUCUGUGAUUGUAAUGCCCAAAUUUUAAAUCUUUGUAAGAAUUAUUGUUUACAAAGUGUUCAUUUUCCAAAUUCUGCACUCAUCACUCUUCUUUGAAUCGACUUUUCUGAUGGGAAUAACAUCUCUUCCAAGUACCAUCACAGUGCCUUCAGAAGUAAUGAAACAAAAUAGAGAGGUUGUUAUUGCUGAGGAAAUUGGGCGUGGUAGAGUGCUGACCUUAAAUAGGCCUAACAAUUUAAAUUAUAUAUCAGAAAAUGUGGCAUUAACGGUGGGGCAGAAAUUGGAGAAAUAUGAGAAAGAUGACAAUGCUAAAUUUGUAAUCCUCAAGGGAGCUGGCCGUACAUUCUGUGCUGGUGGGGAUUUGAAAAGGAUAUAUGAUGCAAGGGAUUCUUGCCUUGAAGAUAUUUAUCGAGUGUAUUGGAUUUGCUACCACAUUCAUACUUACAAGAAACCACAUAUUGCUCUUGUUCAUGGAAUGUCAAUGGGUGGAGGUGUAGGCUUCAUGGCUCCAAUGAAGUACUCUGUCGUCACUGAGAAAGCGUUUUGUUCCACUCCUGAAGCAAAUCUAGGGUAUCACCCAGAUUGCGGCUUAUCAUACAUACUAUCGCGACUCCCAGGUCGACUUGGGGAAUAUUUGGGCUUAACAGGAGCUAAAUUGAAGGGUAAAGAAGUGGUUGCUGCUGGUUUAGCAACUCAUUUUGUACCUUCACACAAAUUAUUUCAGUUAGAGAAGAGUUUACUAAGCAUAAACAACGCUGAUCAAGAGGAUACUAUUAGAUCUCUCAUCGAUGAAUUCUCUACAAAUGUUCAAAUAGAUGAAAGAAGUGUCUUGAGCAAGUUGUCCGUAAUCGAUGAUUGUUUCUCCAGGGAAACAGUGGAGGAGAUCCUGGAUUCAUUUGAAGCUGAAGCAGGCAAAAAAGGAAAUGAUUGGAUUAUGCCGGUGCUUAAAAGUAUAAAGAAAGCAUCUCCAAUUGGACUGAAAAUAACAUUGAGAUCGAUACGAGAAGGAAGGACCCAAACCCUAUCUGAAUGUUUGAGAAAAGAAUUUAGGAUUACAAUCAACACAUUACGAACCAUAAUAUCUGAUGAUUUUUAUGAGGGAAUGAGGGCUGCCGUCAUUGACAAGGAUAAGUCUCCAAAGUGGAACCCUUCAACUCUUGACAAAGUGCGCGAUGAGCAACUCGACUUAAUCUUCAAGCCAUUCGAUGAACAUGACUUGGAACUUCAAAUUCCUAUAAAUGAAGAAGAAUAUUACAGGUGGGGAGGAAAAUAUGAGAAUUCUGGUUAUUGUCUCCGAACUAAAUGAAAAUUCCAAAAAAAGAAGUCAUGUCCAUCGAUCAACAACACUUACAAGUGUUCUUGUGAGGUCUAUCUUUUCUUUAUAAUUGUCAAUACUUGAAUACGUAUACGAGUUGCUAAUAAAGAGUCAAAAAGUAUAUGUAGCUUUAAUUCUUGUGUACUCACCACAUGAUAUAUAGAUAUAUAUGAAAAAAUGUUUACUUUUG
Messenger RNA from Solanum lycopersicum (tomato), 1610 nucleotides. RefSeq names its product 3-hydroxyisobutyryl-CoA hydrolase-like protein 5. The record is from RefSeq and is a predicted model, not a curated record. NCBI's taxonomy places the organism in Eukaryota, Viridiplantae, Streptophyta, Magnoliopsida, Solanales, Solanaceae. Gene Ontology annotation, biological process: L-valine catabolic process. Gene Ontology annotation, molecular function: 3-hydroxyisobutyryl-CoA hydrolase activity.